Pyrus x bretschneideri (Chinese white pear) is the source of this 788-nucleotide messenger RNA. Its product is annotated as receptor-like protein EIX2. NCBI's taxonomy places the organism in Eukaryota, Viridiplantae, Streptophyta, Magnoliopsida, Rosales, Rosaceae. Bases 27 to 788 code for a protein of 253 amino acids. The transcript is spliced from 2 exons. The record is from RefSeq and is a predicted model, not a curated record. Gene Ontology annotation, molecular function: protein binding.
GCAAAGAAAACUCGAUUUUUACGACAAUGUAUAGCUUUGCAAAUUUAUGCAAUCCUAUCCAUCGCCUCAGUAUUGCUCCCUAUUUCCUUCUUUUGCUUUUGGUCUCUUCCUACAAGCAGAGUAGUACUAAACUCUCUUUCUGUUUGGCUAGUGAUGAACUUUCAAGCACUGUAAAAACAAAGUCAUGCAUUGACGAAGAAAGACAAGCGCUUCUUAUCUUUAAACAACAUCUUGUUGAUCCUUCUGGUAGGCUUUCCUCUUGGAUGGGUCACGAUUGCUGUCGAUGGGAAGGAAUUUCAUGCAACAACAGCACUGGUCGUGUCGUGAAGAUGGACCUCCGGGAUCCAUAUCCAUAUACCCAAUAUGAUAUCGAGUGGAGCGAGUCGGCUCAUGAAAGGUCUCGCUUGAGAGGUAAGAUAAAUGCAUCUCUGUUGAGCUUGAAGCAUUUAAAUUACCUGGACCUAAGCGAUAAUGAUUUUCAAGGCAAUCAAAUUCCUAAGUUCUUUGGGGAGCUUGAAAGUUUGCAGUAUCUCAACCUCUCGUCUGCAUCAUUUGAGGGAGAGAUUCCCCCUUCUCUUGGUUUAAAAGGUCAAAUUCCCAAAGUCAUUGGAAAUUUAUGCAAGCUAAAGUUUUUGAGUCUUACCCAAAACAAUUUUGAUGGGGGAAUGGAAGAGUUUUGGAAGUCUUUCUCAAAUUGUCCAAAUAAUACAUUAGAGUCACUAGAUUUAUGUUAUUGUGGGAUGCAAAGCCAACUGCCGGCCUCCUUAGGAAUGUUUAAAAGUUUGUAG